AUGAAGUGUUUGUGUUUGAUCGUGUUUCUAGCGUUUGUGAUCACACACAGCUACAACGAUCUAGAAGUAGAAGCUGCGUCAAGUGAUGGUUUCGUGAGUAGGAAAGGAGUCCAGUUCAUUCUGAACGGUGAACCAUUUUACGCCAAUGGAUUCAAUGCCUACUGGCUCAUGUACGAAGCCACCGAUCCGAACACAAGGUACAAGGUCACACAUGCCCUUGAGAACGCGGCCGGUCAGGGUCUGACCAUCGCACGCACGUGGGGAUUCCGUGAUGGCGGUUACCGUGCUCUCCAAACCAACCUUAGUUCCUACGAUGAACAAACGUUUCAGGGUUUGGAUUUUUCGAUAGCCGAAGCAAAAAGAGUCGGUAUAAAAAUGAUAAUCGCAUUUGUCAAUAACUUUCCUGACUUCGGAGGAAAGAAACAAUACGUGGCUUGGGCUAAAGAUAAAGGCCAAGCCGUAACUUCCGAAGACGAUUUCUACACCAACGCUUUUCUUAAACAAGCAUACAUGAACCACGUCAAGACUGUGUUGAACAGAGUGAAUACAUUUACCAAAGUUGCAUACAAAGAUGAACCAACCAUUAUGGCUUGGGAGCUCAUGAAUGAGCCACAAUGCAGAGCAGAUACAAGUGGGAAAACCCUUACGGCCUGGAUUAGUGAAAUGGCUUCUUACGUAAAAUCACUUGACUCAAACCAUCUCCUAUCUACCGGAUCUGAAGGCUUCUAUGGUCAAUCAACUCCUCAAAGAAUGACUUCUUUAAAUCCGGUUGCAGCCAACAUUGUUGGAAGCGAUUUCAUCGCUAAUCACAAUAUUGAUGCCAUUGAUUUCGCAUCCGUUCACUCUUACCCUGACACAUGGUUUCCUAAGUUAGAUGAGAAAUCUCUAUUGGACUACUUAAGAAAAAAUCUCGCAGGCCACAUCGAAGAUGCGCAAAACGUUCUUAAAAAACCUCUCAUUCUAGGAGAAUUUGGGAAACCAUCGGAUGCACCAGGCUAUACUCAGGCUCAGAGAGAUGCCGUCUUCACUACAGCGUUCGACAUCAUUUACGUGUCUGCCCAAAAAGGCGGUGCUGCUGCAGGAGCAUUGUUUUGGCAUCUUAUUAGCGACGAUAUGAACAACUUCAGAGAUGCCUACUCCAUUUCACUUAGUGAAAAAUCUUCGACUAUUAAUAUCAUUGGUCAGCAGUCACGAAAGAUGAAUUUGAUUGGUGGAAAAGGAAAGCCAGGUCGCAAAAACAAAAUUUGA
Brassica oleracea var. oleracea is the source of this 1248-nucleotide messenger RNA. Its product is annotated as mannan endo-1,4-beta-mannosidase 3-like. The record is from RefSeq and is a predicted model, not a curated record. The coding region runs from base 1 to 1248 and encodes 415 amino acids. Gene Ontology annotation, molecular function: hydrolase activity, hydrolyzing O-glycosyl compounds. The transcript has 4 exons. Lineage: Eukaryota; Viridiplantae; Streptophyta; Magnoliopsida; Brassicales; Brassicaceae.